AUAUCAGGUUUGACGAAAAGCUGGAUUUUCAGGGAUGGGCUGGGGACGGAGGAGUUGGUGGGAAAUGCUAGAGCGGUCUGAGACGAGCGAGAUGAGAGGCAAGAUAAGCAGCACAUGCGAACAGUUUUAUCGCAGCUGAAAGUAUAUCUGGGGAUCAUGGACAUGGAAGGCCUUGCAGGCGCUAUGUGGUCACUCUGGAACAGCGUGUUUUUCUUCCUCCUCCCAUUACCCCGUCCCUUGUUCUUCCCCCGGCUUUUGUUUAUCUUUUUUGUUACCCCUCUGCUUUAUGUAGGUAGUUACCCCCUUUAUUCCCCCAUGUUUGGUAGAUUCACGGAGAGACAUGCCAUCUUCACAGAAAGAGGAAUGAAAAGCUCGGCACCGCCGGGACCUUUGCAGAUAGCAUGGGCUGGAGAUUACAAGGCCUUCUCUGACGAGAUUCCUCCUGUUCUCACAAUCAAAUGCCGCAUGCUUGUGCGUACUGUAGUGUAAAGGAGACCAUCCAUGGGAGAUGGUGCUCAGAGGUCAGGCAGGCAUCAGAUACCACAGGAUCUUCGGUUAGGGAGUGGCAGCGGAUGACAUUGUGGGCGGGCGGUGCACAUACAACGGGUUUGUAUAGGGCUUUUCCAUUUUCUCUCUUUCUCUGAUGAUGUGAUGAUGUACCUGAGGAAGUUGGAACAGACACCCCUUACACCAUAAAGUCUUGUCAGCAACUCAUCAUCUGUGAGGUCGUUGGGAAGAAUAAGCCGCAUGGCCUUGGCGGGGGUGGCCAAGGGAAAACGUGCUGACGCCUCGUUUCUUGGGGCUUUAUUAUUAUUUUCUCCGGCAGGAGCGAAAGGAUAUGGGAAGCAUCUUGCGGCAAUGGGAUGGAG
Messenger RNA from Canariomyces notabilis, 869 nucleotides. RefSeq lists its product as uncharacterized. The transcript has a single exon. The record is from RefSeq and is a predicted model, not a curated record. The annotation marks the transcript as partial. Lineage: Eukaryota; Fungi; Ascomycota; Sordariomycetes; Sordariales; Chaetomiaceae.